UACUUUUGCUGCACUGCGCUUUAUUUCUCUUCGAUACUCGCUAAUUGUACGAGCUGUCCAUGCGACCGGCAAAGAAGGCGAAGUGUCGGGUAAAGCCGCCACUACCGAAUCGCAGGCGCAGUCACUCCCUGCCACUCUCAGUCCGCCACUUUCUUUCAAAACCAACCCCUCCCUACCAACCUUAAACUUGACCACUACCAACCUAUAGCGGUGGAGGAGUCCAUAAGACUCCCACGUUCGUUCCCCCGUAACCGCCACCUUCACUCCUCGCCAACUGCUGCUUGUUUCUGAUUCGUUGGGAACCCAUACUGGUGGCAGGAAAGACCGGCUUAACGAUAGGGAAGAUGGGAUGGAGAAGAAAUCAACAUCAUCAACAGCAGCAAGAACAAGAACGACGAAAGCAGGAGGAGAAUAAGACGAAGAAGGCUAAGAAGAAGAAGAAGAAGAAGAAGAAGCUGACCUCGACUUCCUCGAGCUUUUCUUUCUCCAGCGUUCUUCCUUUCUCUUGGCUCGCUAAACUCAAGCCCAAGAGAAGAACCGCACCCGUUGUCGUGCCACCUGGCGCCGUCUUCACCCCUCCGUCUUCUCCUUCCCCGCCUGAUCCCCAGCUCGAUCCCCUCGCCUACUGCUCCGCCGCCCCCGGCCGCCUCUCCGUUGGGGAGGAUGGCGGUGGCUCCCGACCGAGGAUCACUCCCGCGGCGGCGCGCCAGCGGUCCGCCCGGCACCACUCGGUGGGCGAUCUCGAGAUCACCCUUGGCCACAUCAUCCCGUUCUCCCGGCGGUCCACGAGGCGGUGGGUCGAGUCGGACUCCGGGAGCGACGCGUCGGGGUGCGAUCUCGGCCUCGGCCGGCGCCCCCCGCGGCCGCGGCGGAGCACGAGGACCACGGUGGUAUAUACUUCGGAUCAGCGGGUCGACACCGAUGGCAGGGAUGGGCUCCCACGGCGAUCGUUCGGCGGGAAGAUCCAGCAUAGAGCCAAGGUUAGGGUACGCUCGCCGCGCGCGGCAGCGGCAAAGGCGGAGGUGGAGAGGAUAAAGGCGGCUGCGAGGAGGGCGGAGGGGAAGAGGAAGGGCUUGGAGAGGUUCGCGGUCGUGAAGUGCUCGCGCGACCCGCAGAGGGACUUCAGGGAGUCGAUGGUGGAGAUGAUACGGCAGAAAGGGAUCGGACGGCCGGAAGAGAUGGAGAGCCUGCUCGCCUGCUACCUCUCGCUCAACUCCGACGAGCACCACGACGUCAUCGUCAAAGUGUUCCGCCAGGUCUGGUUCGAGUUGAGCCAGAGUCCAAUUGACGGCAUUGAUGGAUCCAGUGACCAAUGUUGAUCAUCUUGAUCGCCUCUGCAUUCUGAUGACAUCUAGACAUCAAUAAAGACACGUUUCCAUUUUCCA
Musa acuminata AAA Group (dessert banana) is the source of this 1385-nucleotide messenger RNA. Its product is annotated as transcription repressor OFP1-like. NCBI's taxonomy places the organism in Eukaryota, Viridiplantae, Streptophyta, Magnoliopsida, Zingiberales, Musaceae. Gene Ontology annotation, biological process: negative regulation of DNA-templated transcription. Bases 345 to 1319 code for a protein of 324 amino acids. The record is from RefSeq and is a predicted model, not a curated record. The transcript has a single exon.